CAUAUUAAACCUCGCUUGAAGUUCUCUUUCAGAGCCGCCAAGUGCCAACACAACUCUUCUCCUAUCAUCUCUCAUCAAUGGCGGCCGCUUCUUCCUUCUUCAGAUCCUCAUUCCUCUCUCCCUCUCCUCAACACAAACCUAAAUCUCACCCCUCCGCCGCCCCACAUUUCAUCACUCCCAUCAAAGCCACCGCCACUUCCGAGCAGCCCCAAAAGCACCGGCGUCCGGCGGACCUGAACAUCCGCGAAGAGGCGAGCCGGAUCUCGUCCUCCCACAACUUCUCCGCCCGCUACGUCCCCUUCAAUGCCGACCCGGACUCCACCGAGUGGUAUUCCCUGGACGAGAUCGUGUACCGCAGCCGCUCCGGCGGGCUGCUCGAUGUCCAGCACGAUAUGGAUGCUUUGAAGAAGUUCGACGGCCAGUACUGGCGCUCCCUCUUCGACUCCCGCGUCGGGAAGACCACGUGGCCGUACGGCUCCGGCGUCUGGUCUAAGAAGGAGUGGGUCCUCCCCGGGAUCGAUGGCGACGAUAUAGUCAGCGCUUUCGAGGGGAACUCUAAUCUCUUCUGGGCUGAGCGUUACGGGAAACAGUUUCUGGGGAUGAAUGACCUGUGGGUGAAACACUGCGGGAUUAGCCACACCGGGAGCUUUAAAGAUCUGGGCAUGACGGUUUUGGUGAGCCAGGUGAACCGGCUGCGGAAAAUGAAGAAACCGGUGGUCGGCGUGGGCUGCGCUUCCACCGGCGACACCUCGGCGGCGCUAUCGGCCUAUUGCGCCUCCGCUGGGAUCCCGUCCAUCGUCUUCCUCCCCGCAAAUCGGAUAUCCCUUGCCCAAUUAGUCCAGCCUAUCGCGAAUGGCGCAUUCGUGUUAAGCAUCGACACAGAUUUCGACGGGUGUAUGCAGAUGAUUCGCGAAGUCACAUCGGAAUUGCCCAUUUACUUAGCCAAUUCCCUCAACAGUUUGAGACUCGAGGGCCAGAAAACGGCGGCCAUUGAGAUUUUGCAGCAAUUCGAUUGGCAAGUCCCAGAUUGGGUGAUAGUUCCAGGUGGAAACUUAGGGAAUAUUUACGCAUUCUACAAAGGGUUUCACAUGUGCAAAGAAUUAGGGCUUGUUGACAGGAUUCCCAGGCUGGUUUGUGCUCAAGCCGCCAAUGCUAAUCCUCUUUACUUGCAUUACAAAUCCGGGUGGAAAGACUUCAAGCCCGUCAAAGCAAGUUCCACUUUUGCAUCCGCCAUUCAGAUUGGUGACCCUGUAUCUAUAGAUAGAGCUGUUUUUGCUCUCAAGAACUCAAAUGGCAUUGUCGAGGAGGCCACCGAGGAAGAAUUGAUGGAUGCCACGGCCCAGGCAGACUCAACCGGGAUGUUCAUAUGCCCUCACACCGGGGUGGCAUUGACUGCUCUAAUCAAGUUAAGGAACAAAGGGGUGAUCGGAGCAACGGAUAGGACUGUUGUGGUUAGCACAGCUCAUGGGCUCAAGUUUACUCAGUCCAAGAUUGAUUAUCAUUCGCAGGACAUAAAGGACAUGGCUUGCCGCUUUGCAAACCCGCCUGUGCAGGUGAAAGCGGAUUUUGGUUCUGUCAUGGAUGUUCUUAAGAAAUACUUGUUGAGCAAAGAUUCCAAGAAGUAGGUAAUUUUUUCGUUUUGGUUAUAUAUAUUCUCUGGCAGGAUAGUAAGUUUUGCUCAUCUUCUAUUGUUGUUUACAUGCUAUAUUAUGUAGAAUAUGGUUGAAUAAUUUGUAGGGCCUGGGAAUUUGUUGUUCUAAACAUAUGUUGUGUGAAGACUAUACAACUCAUGAAGCUUUUUUUAUGGAGUUGUGCUUAUUUGCUUCAAUGUUUGUUUCA
This is a messenger RNA of Ipomoea nil (Japanese morning glory), 1839 nucleotides long. RefSeq names its product threonine synthase, chloroplastic-like. The transcript has a single exon. Gene Ontology annotation, molecular function: pyridoxal phosphate binding; threonine synthase activity. Lineage: Eukaryota; Viridiplantae; Streptophyta; Magnoliopsida; Solanales; Convolvulaceae. Gene Ontology annotation, biological process: L-cysteine biosynthetic process. Gene Ontology annotation, cellular component: cytoplasm. The coding region runs from base 78 to 1625 and encodes 515 amino acids. The record is from RefSeq and is a predicted model, not a curated record.